Molecule: messenger RNA, 1505 nt
Organism: Gordionus sp. m RMFG-2023
Lineage: Eukaryota; Metazoa; Nematomorpha; Gordioida; Chordodea; Parachordodidae
Exons: 10
Coding region: 31-1443 (470 amino acids)
Source: RefSeq, a predicted model, not a curated record
UCACAGCUGUUUAGACUAUUCUUUUUUUUUAUGUCCAGCAUUGAAGAAGAAAUUUAUGACACCUCAAUUAAUAAAACAUGGUUUAUUAAUUUAUUGGAUAAGUAUAAAAGGAUCAUCGAGACGAAAGAACUUCCAGGCCACAUUAUAACCCAUCACAGUCAAUUCUAUGUUCCCAUAAUAUUUCGCACUAAACAGACUGAAAGUGAGAAUCUUGAAGUAGAUUAUAAUGAUGAUGAAAACGAAAAUCCAUUUUACUCCAACAUUAUACUAAUAUGGGAUUUAUCAAUUAACAAAAACAUAUCUAUCUUGCUGGACGAAAAAAAAUUUCAUAUGACCCUAUCAGAUAUCAUUUCUCAAACGGAUGCGGAUAGGAUUAAAGAAAUAUGUUUAGGUAUUAUAGCAAACAUGAGUUGUGUACCCGAAAUAAACUUCCACCUCAUAUCCAAUCUGGAAUUUACUUUUAUUCAAAUAUUUAGCAAGUUCAUAUUCAGCACAUUCAUAUCAUCGUACGAUACAGGUAUUUUGAACGAAUCUAUUAGAUGUAUGAAUAAUUUUGUGAAUAACGACAAUGGAUAUCAAAAAACAAUUAAAUCAUUUAUUAAUGAACGCGAAUUUAUUGGCAAAUUGAUAUUCGUACAAAAGUAUUCCUCGAAUAGUCUACUUUUGAAAAAUACCGGAGAGUUUAUAUGCAACAUUUUGGAGAAAGAUAUACUACAAAUAAAGGCAUACGGUGGUGGUUCGAAAAUAGGCAUUGAUAAAUUCAAAAACAAAAUCCAUGAAAGUGUAGAUAAAAAUGAUGAUAGCGAUAAAGCGAAUGAAUUAUUAGAAGUCGAAAUAGAUGAUGUUAAGGAUAUUGGAGAAAAUACUUAUCUACUAUUUUUGGAGAGUUCUCUUGAGGCAAUUCAUCAAAUUUUAGUUAAUCAAAAAAUGGAUCCCAUAGAAUGCAAAAAUUAUAUUCAUUCCUUUCAAAUCUUGAUAUCUCAAUGUGACACGAGAGAUAUUCCAGAAUCACUAUUAAAAACUUUUGAGAACUGCGACAUCAGGUAUGAAUAUCUUGUAGAGCCAUUUGCCUCUUACAUUGCGAAAUUUAUCUCGGAGAUUAUGGGCGUUGAUACUUGCUUCAAAAUUAAAAAUAGUAACGAUUGUACUAUGCGGCUUUCAAAAUCCUGUUUAGAUAUGCAACCGACUCUUUUGGCAUGUUUGUUCAUAGUUAGGUGGCUUAUUUUUCAAACAUUCUUUGAUGAAGAAGGUAAAAGUGAUAAUUGCCCCUAUUUUACCGAGGAUAAAUGGAUAAAUUUUGGAAUAAAAUUCGGCAAAUCGGAAAGCUUAAUAAUCGUGCUAAAUCAACUAGAAGAUAUAUAUUCAAAAAUUAAAAACUCAAAAGAUUCUCCAUGUUCAUAUUAUGAAGAAAUUUCUCAAAUUCUUGUUAAAAUUUUAAGUUAAACAACUGUUAAUGUACAUAUUAACUCGCCUUCAAUAUCAUUAAUGUAACCAAUUUUAUUUAU